Molecule: messenger RNA, 1332 nt
Organism: Leishmania braziliensis MHOM/BR/75/M2904
Lineage: Eukaryota; Euglenozoa; Kinetoplastea; Trypanosomatida; Trypanosomatidae
Product: developmentally regulated phosphoprotein-like protein
Exons: 1
Coding region: 1-1332 (443 amino acids)
Biological process (GO): regulation of glucose metabolic process; protein phosphorylation
Cellular component (GO): mitochondrion
Molecular function (GO): pyruvate dehydrogenase (acetyl-transferring) kinase activity
Source: RefSeq, a predicted model, not a curated record
AUGCGACGAUUGGUUUCCACCACGAAGUUGCUCGGGUCGACGGCCGGCAUCCGCUUGUCAUCAACAAAAAACUCGGACAGAGAGCGCUUAGAGCGGCUUGUGGAAGAGGUGAAAGGCAUCAAGUCGAAGCUAAAGGUGCUAGAAGAGAGCAAGGCUGCGAACGGGUUGGUUGACCUUUACGCCUCUCGCAAAAUGAAGAAGCUGGACAUUAAGCGUAUCUUGGGUAUUUUCAACGAUAGAGCGUACCACGCACCUAUAUUCUGCCACAAAACGCUUCCGAUAGUCCUGGCGCAGUUUAUCACAGGACUUGACAGGCUUCCCUCUGGCCUCAACGCAAUGCCGUCGAUUCUGUCCGUUCGCGCAACACUUCUUCGCUCGUUUCAAAAGCUCAUUAACUGCAAAAUCCCUAUCACCGACGGUCAAGUGCAGCACUUUCGUAGAGUGUUAGAGGAUAUCGAUGAGGAGCACGCAGAGCGCGAGCUGCUACAAACCAUGGCGUUUGGAAUUCUUGAGCUGAAGGAGUACGUCUCAUGUCAUCGGCGAGCACUGGUGGAGCUAAAGAAGACAUCUGAGAGGUGGGCCAGCAUCCCCAUGAGGGAGGAGGACGUGCUCACCUACGCAGAGAUUCAAGACAUCCAAGCGCCGUUGGACUCCGUGAAUCGUUGCAUGAUCACAUACAACUUUAUCUCUCGCAUGUUCCUCAACCAUGACCCGGAGAUGAUGAUGGGCAGCAAUCCCAGCCGCGUUGGGAUGGUUGAUCUUGAGAUGAAUCUUGAGCACGUUGUUCGCAAUGCUGUUGAUGAGGCGAAGCAGAUUUGCACGGAUUACUAUGGCGACUGCCCAGACACCGAGUUUGAGCUCACUUCUGACUCCAAGGCUUUUCGAUUUCCCUACAUGAGCACUACUAUCCGGUACAUUAUACUGGAGCUAAUGAAAAACGCGUUUCGUGCCACAGUGGAGUCACAUAUGAAGCGCAACGAUCUUGGGAUCGUUACAUGCGCUGAUAUGCCUCCCGUUCGCGUGCUGAUCAACCUGCAAGAAGGGACGGAGCACGCGUGCAUCUGCAUCUCGGAUGAAGGCAUGGGUAUGACAGACGAGGCACUCGCCAUGGCGAUGGCGUACUCGUACACCUCAGUCAGCAAACCAGCAUUACAGCUGUGUGAGUCGGGUGAGAAGUUUGCAUCCACGGCGCCGUCACCACUAGCUGGCUAUGGGUACGGGCUUCCGAUGUCGCGUGUGUACGCACAGUCGCUUGGCGGCGACCUCUUUUUGCAGACUAUGGAGGGUUACGGCACGCGCGCCUACUACUACAUCAAGAUCGCGGAUGCAUAA